Molecule: messenger RNA, 438 nt
Organism: Helianthus annuus (common sunflower)
Lineage: Eukaryota; Viridiplantae; Streptophyta; Magnoliopsida; Asterales; Asteraceae
Product: secreted RxLR effector protein 161-like
Exons: 2
Coding region: 1-438 (145 amino acids)
Source: RefSeq, a predicted model, not a curated record
AUGUCGACAUGCUUCAAGAUGGGAAACUCCAAGAAAGGAGGUGUUCCUAUGACUAAAGGAACCGUGUUGAACAAAUUGCAAUCUCCUUCAACGGACAUUGAAAUUAUGCAAAUGGAAGUAGUUCCAUAUGCUUCACAUAGUCCUGGUAUUACACAUUGGACUGAAGUAAAGAACAUUCUGAGGUACUUGAGAAGAACCAAAGAUAUGUUCUUGGUGUUUGGAGGAGUGGAAGAGGAGCUCACUAUAAGGUGUUACACUGAUGCUGGCUUCCAAAGUGACCAAGAUGAUUCUCACUCACAAAUAGGAUUCGUAUUCACUCCUAAUGGAGGAGCUGUCUAUUGGAAAAGCUCCAAACAGAGUGUAGUGGCGGAUUCAGCCACCGAAUCCGAAGGAAUAGCUGCAUCAGAUGCUGCGAAAGAAUUUGCUUGGAUGAAGUAG